Messenger RNA from Procambarus clarkii (red swamp crayfish), 2529 nucleotides. The record is from RefSeq and is a predicted model, not a curated record. Lineage: Eukaryota; Metazoa; Arthropoda; Malacostraca; Decapoda; Cambaridae.
GGGCGGGGUUAUAUAUAUAUACACAGGGCGGUCAGGGAGACGCCUCAGUAUCACCCAGGACCUGAGACAGGUGUAGCGAGCAGGAGUCGUGCAGCAGAGUGAUGAAGACAGUCGUGGUGUUGGUGGUGUGGUGGCUGGGAGCCGCGGCCCGCGCUCACGAGCUCUUCCUUGGCACCUGCCCCAAGCCCGCCCCCAUGAAGGACUUCAACAUGGAGAAGUUCGAGGGUCUGUGGUACGUGGUGGAGACGUUCGAUGACCGGGAGGAGUGUCUCACGUGGACCAUCACCCGGGGUCCGGAGAACGGCACCUGGCACCUGAGGGAGGCCGAGACAAAAGGGGUGCUCAGUACCGUCGGACUCUCCAACACGGGCGCCACCACAGCCACUCUCAGGCCCAGCUCUGACAACCCUGCUAAGAUGAGGGUCAGGUGGCCCCUCAAUCUCGCAGGAAGCUACGACUUCACGGUGUACUCGACCGACUACCAGAGGUUCGCGGGAGUCUUCAUGUGCCAGCAGGUGGCGUUCUUCCAGCGGCAGAACGGUGUCGUCCUCUCCCGCACCCCGCACCUCUGGGUCAAACUCCAACAGACGGCCCGGCUGUCCCUGAAGGGUGUGAAGAUGGAGUACUACCAGCCCGUUAAGCAGGCCCACUGUGGCCGCCCCGGCGACGCUGCUGGCCCCACGGACCACGGCCCUCUGGCCACCACCAACACGGGACCCGAUGAGGAUAACCCCGACAGCGGGGCUUAAGCACUGAAUAAUCUGAUGAUCACCCCCAAAAGAAUCACAGGUUUCUUUGGGGUUAAUUUUAAAAGAUUUAAGGUUUUGGGUUGUUGGUUUUGUGUAUUAUUUUGUUAGUUUUAUUUGUGCGGCGUUGGGUUUAUGGUUUAUUAACACAGAGAGUUUUAUUGAGGCCCUCACAACAAUAUAUUGACCAAUCAGCAGGGACUCGAUAUAUGGAACUCCCUUCCUAAUGAAGUAAAAAAAUAUUCAACUUAUACUUUAUUUACGAGUAGAACGGUGAAGUACUUAAUUUCAUCAGCAGAGUCGCCCACCUUAAUUAUGUUACUCACACAGUAUUUUACUAAUUAGAAGAAUAAUCAUAUAAGUAUACUGUCUUUUAUCGCCACUUAUAUUGAUAUAGUAAUAAUGCGAAUUUAAAUUGUCAUUGUUUUUCUGAAUUUAUCCGAAGGCCAUUAUCUCUCUUGUGGUCUUGGCGGGAAGCCGGCGGAUUGUCAAAUGACCCCGACUUUUCCUGGUGAUUUUAUCCACCUGCAUUUUGAACUGUUGCAAUCAGUUUUGGUAUUUACGGCUUCACCUUCUAGUGUUAAAUUCAUUACAAAUCCUGAGUUACCUCGAUGACCUGCCCGGAACGCUGUGUGCCAGAGGCUCUGUAAGUGUAGCACUUAAUCACCAAACUUGCUCUUACAACUCAUAUUGUACCUCCUUCUAUAUACAGUAAAUAAAUAACCUAAAUAGGUAAACUAAAAUAAACUCAACUGGGGACAUAUUCUUUGCCAGUCCUGUUUCAUCAGCCUUCGUCAGUUAUUAAUCAAUAAAUGACAAAGAAUCGAUAUCGAUUGCCAUUUUGCAACAUCUUAAAUUCACAAAGUGAUUGAAAUGGUCUCAAGUAACCAUUGAAAUAAGAGUUUGUUUUCUACCAUAAUGGUGAACAGCAGCGAGUCGGUUAUCAUAGACCAGGAAUAUAAAGUGGAUUGCACUCUUCCAACCCGUCCUCUUAAAAAUAACGUCACUUUUGGCUCGUAUGCGCGCUAUGGCCAAAUUUGGACGUAAUUUGAAAUUAAAUCGAAUCAUAAAAGUGACGUUCUGUUCCGUUUUCUAUUUGAGUCGUCCGGCCUACGCGCAGAGGUUAUGCCGAGUCACUAAAAUUCUGGAUGUCACGUUGUCUAUAUGGAUCUCACACAGUACUGAUGUAGGGGCAGAUUACUCACAGUUUGUUCUGGAUUCCAGUAUUGGCUCAAAUUAUAUUUUAAAUCGAAAAAUAAAUUGCAGAUAAUUCAUUUUAUAACUAUCUUUAUUUGCAUUUAGUUUGCACCUCGAUAAAAUGAUAGUCACUUAUUUCUAUCAAGUUGAUAAUGAUAGUUGAUUUGGCUUUCUUCCAAAGCCAUUUUCCUGUUUGCCACUCUUCUCGUUAGGUUCUCAUUAUCCAAUCUGUCAUUUUCUUCCAAUUGUGACAAACUUAGCUAUAACUAAGUAACAAAUACCCCUAAGCUAUAACAAACAUUUAAGAGACAGUUUCCAUUUUAAUCUUCCUCAACAAGACUUGUGUAAUGUGUCCAGUUACACAAAGAUGUGUCAGUACUGCUCCACAGAGUUUCUUCAGUUUGAACAGUCAUCAAUGCUGAUGCUGACCCACAGAACUGGAACCUGAGGAUUGUAGCGGCACAUUGAAAACCUGUUUUCAUCAGCACUCAUCAAGUGCUGAUGUUGCUUCCUCUUGUGAGCUUCAAACACGUUAGUUAUGAAGUUUAUAAAAAUGGAGUAUUAUAUAAUUAUAGUUAUGCUUGUA